AUGGCGACCCAGCUCUCAGCCGGCCAGGUUCUCUGUCUCAACGCGGAUGAGCGCGCCCGCUUCGUGCAGCAGAAUCUCCGCGACAACACCCAAGACGGCUCUCUAAACAUCCAAAACAUCACGGGCUGGGAUAGGCUAUCCGAGACCAAGAGGCUCUUCUUGGCCGAGAACUGCUCACCCUCGAUCGACGCCACCGCCCUCGUCGCACUGUUGCAUCAAAUCCCAUCCGAAUCAGAACAUCGUACGAUGCAGAGCUAUUACCUGAGCCCCUCCCGCUCGUCGACGGUCGAGCCCCCUGAGGACGAAGAGCGCGAUUACGAGAGCAAAUGCCACCACGCCCUCCUCGACGACGGCUGCCGACCGCUGUUUCACGCCGGCCUCCUAGAAAUCGAAGCGAACACAGACGCGUACGCCCACCUGCUGCGGCCGUGGGCCAGCCAACAACACCCGGCGGAUGCGAAGGAGGCGUGGCAGGCCCUCUCCAGGCAAUGGAAUCGAUGGAGGGAGUUCCGCGCCUGGCAGCUGCGCGGAAGGCGCAGGAGGCCUGGGUUUGACGAGUAUCUUAACGCACACCGGCGCGACUACUUCAUGAGCGGGGGGACAUCCAGGGGCGCAGCCGAGGCGGAUUUCGAGCAGACCGCGCGCCUGUGCUGGGAGCGCGAGUACGACUACAAGGACGAGGAGGAUGUCGAGAGGCAUGGCGAGCGCCUGGGCAGAUGGCUUUGGACUACGUAUGUCGAGUAUCUCGCCUUCGAAGCGGAGUCCCUCCACGGGCUUGCUGAGGCUGCCCGAAGACUGGAGAAGAGGGCGAAAACACACGACGGUUACAAGGGGAAAUACCAGGCAGCUAAAGCCGCGGCUGAGCAGCAGCAGUCUAGGGUUGGUUGGGUACUGUCUGAGAUAGAGAAGAUCGAGGCAGAGCAGAAGGCUGCCGCUGGCGAGAGCGAUGGCAGCACAAGUGGCAGCAGCAGGAAAAGGAGGUACACAGACGACGCCAACCGACCGGAGGACGUCUUUGAGCCGCGGUUGGGGAAGCGCAGGCGGACGAAGAAGGUGGAAGAGAUGGACAAGACGGACGAGACGGAGAAGAUGCUGGCUGGCAAGAGCGCCAACUUAUCACAGACAAGACGGAGCAAGAGACAUUCGGAGCCCCGGGCGCCGGCUGUCUCUGCAGGCACUACUACUACCCAAACCCCGCCGCCUGGUCGUCGUUGGCGGUCUAAGCGCUUAAAGGCACCUCUCGGGACGGCAACAGCAGCAGGAGCACCGCCGGAUGCGCGUGGAGAGCGGCCGCGAUCGCUGCGACCGCGGGUCAAUGGGAAGGUGGCGACCGUUUCGACGGAUUCAAGACACGGGGGGGGGGGGGGCGAGAAGACCUAG
Molecule: messenger RNA, 1380 nt
Organism: Trematosphaeria pertusa
Lineage: Eukaryota; Fungi; Ascomycota; Dothideomycetes; Pleosporales; Trematosphaeriaceae
Exons: 4
Coding region: 1-1380 (459 amino acids)
Source: RefSeq, a predicted model, not a curated record